AAUAUGGAGGGGGUGGCUGGGAAUGCCCCCUGUGAGUGCUUGGAGGCCAACCUGCUUGCCCAGAGCUGCUGUCAAAACCGUUUCCACUCUGGGGAGGCUCACAGAGCAAGGCACCAGGAGCCGGGGAGCCCUCCAAGUGCUGAGGUGCCUUACUGCGACCUACCACGCCGCCCACCUGCCUCUGAGGACCCUGUCAGCCCCUCAACCUCCAGCUGCCAGUCCGUGGUGGGCUUGGGCCUUGAGCCAGGGCCUGAGAGGGGCCCAUCAGCAGGAUCCUCCACAGAGGUCCCCACAGUUGCUCCCAAGAGCAGAAGCCAGGAACCAGAAGCAGUGCCCUAUCUGGAGGGUCUGGCCUCCUCUCAGAGUGGCAGCUUCGACGAAGGUCCUGACUCUGGCACCAGCUCCAGCCCUGACUGUGACACCCCUGAUGAUACCAGCGACUUGUCGUCCGUGGACUGGGAUAUUGUUACGAGGCAGGAGGAGGCUCCCAGCUGGGACGAGCUCACCGCGAUGAUCCCGAGGAAACCCCAGGAAGGGCCAAGAGCCGACAGUGCCCGAAGGGCUCCAUCUCUCCUUACCCGUUCCCCCGUGGGAGGUGAUACCGCAGGCCAGAGAAAAGAAGACACCUGCAGUGGGAGCCGAAGUGCUGGACAGCACUGGGCGAAACUCCGGGGAGAAAGUGGGCACUUCUUGGAGCGGCACCGGUCGGCGCUAACCCAGGCUUCCUGUGUGACACCGCAUAGCGGACCUCGAAGUGCCACCCCCCAGGCUUCCUCUUUUCAUCAUUCUGCCCAAAGGGACGCUGCCCAGACUGCUUCCGCACAGUUCAAUACCCCCCGAACCUCCUCUCCCACACAAAUCGCCCAACGGGACAAGCCCAGAACCUCCUCCAUCCAACAAGACAUCCCCAGGACCUCUUUCACACAGCGCAACACCCCCAGAGCAUCCUCUCCCUCAAGAGUUGCCCAACGGGAUAACCCCAGAACUUCCUCCAUCCAACGAAACAAUCCUCGAGUUUCUUCUCCGACUAGAGCCAUCCAACAAGACAACUCCAGAACCUCUUCUAUCCAACAGGACAACCCUCAGACUUCUUUUUCCACUUGUACUCCCCAGAGGGACAACCCCAGAACAUCCUCUCCCAACAGAACUGCCCAGCGGGACAACCCUAGAACAUCCUCCACCCAGCGGGACAAUCCCAGAGCCUCCUCUCCCAACAGAACCACCCAGCGGGACAACCCUAGAUCAUCCUCUCCCAACAGAACCGCCCAGCGGGACAACCCUAGAACAUCCUGCACCCAGCGGGACAAUCCCAGAGCCUCCUCUCCCAACAGAAUCACCCAGCGGGACAAGCCUAGAACAUCCUGCACCCAGCAGGACAAGCCCAGAGGCUCCUCUCCCAACAGAACCACCCAGCGGGACAACCCUAGAACAUUCUGCACCCAGUGGGACAAUCUCAGAGCCUCCUCUCCCAACAGAACAACCCAGCGGAACAACCCUAGAACAUUCUGCACCCAGCAGGACAAUCCCAGAGCCUCCUCUCCCAACAGAACCACCCAGCAGGACAACCCCAGAACAUCUUGUGCCCAGCAGGACAAACCCAGAGCCCCCUCUCCCAACAGAACCACCCAGCGGGACAACCCUAGAACAUCUUGUGCCCAGCAGGACAAUCCCAGAGCCUCCUCUCCCAGCAGAACCACCCAGCGGGACAACCCUAGAACAUCUUGUGCCCAUCGGGACAAUCCCAGAGCCUCCUCUCCCAACAGAACCACUCAACGGGAAAAUCCCAGAACAUCUUGUAUUCAACAGAACAUCCCCAGAACUCCUUCUACCCAACGAGACAACCCUAAAACCUCUUGUACGCAGUGGAAUAACCCUAGAACCUCUUACACUCAACGAGACAAUCCACAAUCUUCCUCUCGGCGGGACAACCCUGGAACUUCCUCCCCACGAUGCUGCACACAACAGGACAAUCCUGGCCCAUCGUCUCCCCAUCGUUCCACUCAGCGGAACAAUCCCAGGAAUUCUUCUCCCCAUCGUACCAACAAAGACAUUCCCUGGGCCUCCUUUCCCCUCCGCCCAACCCAGAGUGAAGGUCCCCGAACCUCUUCCCCAUCUCGCUCUAAACAAAGUGAGGUUCCCUGGGCUUCCAUCACCCUUCGGCCAACCCAAGGUGACAAGCCUCAGACCUCAUCUCCCACUAGGCCAGCUCAGCGUGACCCACCUCUCUCCUCCUCUGGAUCUACCCAGCAUAACUCAUCAUCCCGGGCCACUUCCUCAUCCCAUAACCCGGGCCACCACAGUGCCUCCCGGACUUCUUCACCUCUGUACCCGGCUACCCACGGAGUACUCCAGACCUCUUCUGAACCCUCCCAGCCUGCAUGUUCUGUGUGUAUUGGGCAUCGGGAUGCCCCUCGAGCUUCUUCACCUCCUCGCUAUUUGCAACAUGACCCCUUCCCCUUCUUCCCAGACCCCCAUGCAUCUGAGAGUGAAUUGCCCCACCACACCCCCCCUUAUAUACCUCCAGCUGUGUGCAUUGGUCAUCGCGAUGCUCCCCGGGCUUCUUCACCCCCCCGCCACACCCAGUUUGACCCCUUCCCCUUCCUCCCAGACACAUCAGAUGCUGAGACUCAGUCCCCCCAGCAUGACCCUCCUCAGUUCCCCCCACCAGUGUGUAUUGGGUACCGUGAUGCACCCCGGGCUUCCUCCCCACCACGCCAGCCCCCAGAGCCCUCCCUGUUAUUCCAGGAUCUCCCCAGCACUGAGAGCCUUGUCCCCUCCACAGACUCAUUACAUGAGCUCCCCCACAUCCCCACCCCCGUGUGCAUUGGGCACCGUGAUGCACCCUCCUUCUCGUCCCCACCACGCCAGGCCCCUGAGCCCUCCCUCUUCUUUCAGGAUCCCCCAGGGACUAGUAUGGAGAGCCUGGCCCCCUCCACUGACUCUCUGCAUGGCUCCCCAGUGCUGCUCCCUCAAGUGUGCAUCGGAUACCGGGAUGCACCUCGAGCCACCUCCCCACCCCGCCACCCCCCCAGUGACCUAGCGUUCCUGGCACCCUCACCUCCACCAGGCAGCUCGGGGGGCUCCCGGAGCUCAGCACCCCCUGGGGAGACCAGGCACAACUUGGAGAGGGAGGAGUACACCGUGCUGGCUGACCUGCCCCCACCCAGGAGGCUGGCACAGAGGGAGCCAGGGCCCCAGUGCAGCAACGGGGGCCGCACCCACAGCCCUGGCCGUGCAGAGGUGGAGCGCCUCUUCGGGCAAGAGCGCAGGAAGUCCGAGGCACCGGGGACCUUCCAGGCCCGGGACGAGGGGCGGUCGCAGCGGCCCAGCCAAGGUCAGAGCCAACUUCUCCGAAGACAGUCCAGCCCUGCCCUCAGUAGGGAGGUAACCAAGCCCCUUGUGAAGCAGGCAGGACCGGCCCGGCGGACCCAAGCAGAGCCCCCUCCUCCCAGGAGCCCCGAGAGGCGGCCUGAAGGGGACCGGCGGCUCCAGGGGUCCUCGCUGCCCCCCAGGACAUCAGCCAGGAUCCCUGAGAAGGAGCAGCGGAGAGAGAGAUCUCUGGAAAGUGGCCAGGAGGGCCCAAGACAGCCUCUGGGGGGGUGGCAGAGUCAGGAGGAGCCUCCAGGAAUGCAGGGCCCUCACAGACCUCUGGAGAGCGGGUGUGGCAGCCGGCGGGAGGGCCCUGGCCAAGGGGGCUGGCAAGGACUUGGGGAGCCCAGCCGGGGGGUUGCCAUAGCCCCAGAGGGAACCUGGAGGGGCCCUCUCAGGGAGUCCGAGGAGAGCUGGGGGCAGCCAGGUGGCCCCACCGGCCGCAGAGGGCAGCCAGAGGCCUGGGAGGAGCCCUCCAGUAAUGGGUUGUGGGGUGCCCCUGACAGGCCAGCUCAGAGAGGCUGGGGCAACCUGCAGGAGCUGCCCAGUGCUCCCCAGCCUCAGAGCCACCCAGAGGACUCCAGGGUAGGCCCAACAGAGUUUCUGAAAUCCCAGAGGCCUGAGACACCCACCACCACGGGCUGGGGGGCUGAGGGAACUUGCCCACACCUGCACAGCCCUGAGAGGCGACCCGAGCUUGACUGGAGGGACCUGGUGGGCCUUCUCGGGGCACCCAGAGACGGGGCCUGGGCCCACACAGAGGAGUCAAUGCUCGCCUCCCACCUUCCCAGGUUGCACUGGGAAGGCCUCCUGGAACUGCUGCAGGCCCAGCUGCCCCGCAAGGACCCAGCUGGACACUGGGGUGCCCUGGCCACAGCUUCAGGGCCUGAGGUGGGUUCCUCAGGCACAAACGGCACCCUGGAGCUGGAGCGACAGGGCGAGUCUGCCGGCUGGAUGGAGGCCACCCUAGUCAAUGGACAAAGCGCUGGGCAGUGGCCCCAGAGCUCCGCCCAGCAGCCCAGCCCUGCCAGCAUCUCCACCCAGUGGCCAAACACCAAAGUGACAAGUGGACCAGAGACCUCAACUAUGGCUGGUCUGGAGGAGAUGGGCCAGCUAGGGAGCAGGAACCCUGCAGAGCAUCCCAGCUUGCCAGAGUGGGAGUUACAAUCAGAGGAGCCUGAGGAGUCAGAACCAAGCAAAGGCCAAGACUCACUGACCGACCAGAAGCAGGCAGACUCGGCAGACAAGAGGCCAGCGGAGGGCAAGGCUGGGAGCCCACUCAAGGGCCGACUGGUGACCUCAUGGCGGAUGCCCGGGGACCGUCCCACGCUGUUCAAUCCGUUCCUGCUGUCUCUGGGGGUCCUCAGGUGGCAAAGGCCCGAUCUGCUCAACUUCAAGAAGGGAUGGAUGUCGAUCUUGGACGAGCCUGGAGAGUGGAAGAAGCAUUGGUUUGUGCUGACAGAUUCAAGCCUUAAAUACUACAGGGACUCUACCGCUGAGGAGGCCGAUGAGCUGGACGGUGAGAUCGACCUGCGCUCCUGUACGGAUGUCACUGAGUACGCAGUGCAGCGCAACUAUGGCUUCCAGAUCCACACCAAGGAUGCUGUCUACACCUUGUCGGCCAUGACCUCGGGUAUCCGGCGGAACUGGAUCGAGGCUUUGCGGAAGACCGUGCGACCCACCUCUGCCCCGGAUGUCACCAAGCUCUCAGACUGCAAUAAGGAGAACACGCUGCAUGGCUACAGCACCCAGAAGGGCUCCCUGAAGGCAGGGGAGCAGCGGGGGUGCUCUGAGGUCAUCAGUCGGGGCAGCCCGCGGAAGACGGACGGGCAGCGGCAGUCCCUGGACUACGUAGAGCUCUCCCCGCUGAUCCAGGGCUCCCCGCAGCGGGCCCGCACCCCAGCCCGCACUCUUGACCGGCCGGCCAAGCAGGAGGAGCUGGAGCGGGACCUGGCCCAGCGCUCUGAAGAGCGACGCAAGUGGUUUGAGGCCACGGACAGCAGGCCUGUGGAGACCGCAGCUGGUGAGGGGCCACGCCGGGGCCUGGGGGCCCCCCUGACUGAGGACCAGCAGAGCCGCCUCAGUGAGGAGAUUGAGAAGAAGUGGCAGGAGCUGGAGAAGCUGCCCCUGCGGGAGAACAAGCGGGUGCCUCUCACUGCCCUGCUCAACCAAAGCCGCGGGGAGCGCCGGGGGCCUCCCGGUGACAGCCACGAGGCCCUGGAGAAGGAGGUCCAGUCUCUUCGUGCCCAGCUGGAGGCGUGGCGUCUCCAAGGAGAGGUUCCUCAGGGUGCGCACAGGUCCCAGGAGGACAGCCACAUCCCCCCGGGCUACAUCUCGCAGGAGGCGUGUGAGCGCAGCCUGGCCGAGAUGGAGUCGUCGCACCAGCAGGUGAUGGAGGAGCUGCAGCGGCACCAUGAGCGUGAGCUGCAGCGGCUGCAGCAGGAGAAGGAGUGGCUCCUGGCCGAGGAGACGGCCGCCACGGCCUCAGCCAUUGAAGCCAUGAAGAAGGCCUACCAGGAAGAGUUGAGCCGGGAACUGAGCAAGACACGGAGUCUCCAGCAGGGCCCAGAUGGCCUUCGCAAGCAGCACCAGUCAGACGUGGCGGCGCUGAAGCGGGAGCUGCAGGUGCUAUCGGAGCAGUACUCGCAGAAGUGCCUAGAGAUCGGAGCCCUGAUGCAGCAGGCCGAGGAGCGAGAGCACACGCUGCGGCGCUGCCAGCAGGAAGGCCAGGAGCUGCUGCGCCACAACCAGGAGCUGCACACCCGCCUCUCAGAGGAGAUUGACCGGCUGCGUGGCUUCAUUGCCUCACAGGGCACGGGUGACAGCUGUGGACGCAGCAGCGAGCGGAGCUCCUGUGAGCUGGAGGUGUUGCUGCGAGUGAAGGAGAAUGAGCUCCAGUACCUGAAGAAGGAGGUGCAGUGUCUCCGGGAUGAGCUGCAGAUGCUGCAGAAGGACAAGCGCUUCACUUCAGGGAAGUACCAGGAUGUGUAUGUGGAACUGAACCACAUCAAGACACGGUCAGAGCGGGAGAUCGAGCAGCUGAAGGAACACCUACGCCUUGCCAUGGCUGCCCUGCAGGAGAAGGAAUCGAUGCGCAACAGCCUGGCCGAAUAGAGGUCCUGGUGGCCCGGCCCUGCGGCAGACCCCCCACCCUGGCCUGAGGGGACCAGUCCGUUGCCCUCCUUCCUGCUGGAUGGAAGUCAGAAGCCAGCCAAGCUUUCUUCCCACCCUCUGUGGGCCGCACAUGCACUCAUACCCACCACACACACACACACACACACACACACACACACACACACGCAUGCACAUGCACACACACAUACACACUCUGCGUAUCUGAGCGCGCCCCUCGCACUGGGUCUUACCUUGCACCUUCUUCAGGAUUUUAUAUGUGAAGAGAUUUUUAUAUAGAUUUUUUCCUUUUUUUCCCCCCAGAACACUUUAUACUUUGAAAAAAGCAAUUCCUGGUGGCCUUGUGCCUCCAUCACUUGCUCUCCCUCUGUCUCUAGCCACCUGCUCGGGCUUCUGGGCCCGUGGCCCUACCUGAGGGGUCUAGCAGAGGCCCAGCAGCGGCCAUGGCAGGGUGGACUCUGGUGGGAGAGGCAGGGAGCCAGCCACCCUCUUCCUACCCUACCUCCCACUAACUACUUCCUGCCCUGAGGGGACCCACACCUUGGGACUCUGGACAGAGGGACCUAUGGGCAGAGGGAGCCAGAAGCUGUCCCUAAGGCCUUGCCUCCUCCUCCUCUUCCUCCUCCGAGGGGGUGCUAGGCAUGGAACGCUGGAGCCGCCCCAUGAAGGCGUUUCUCUCCUGCCCCAUGAGCCUUCUUAACUUAAUAAAAUGUUCCCACAG
Molecule: messenger RNA, 7222 nt
Organism: Nyctereutes procyonoides (raccoon dog)
Lineage: Eukaryota; Metazoa; Chordata; Mammalia; Carnivora; Canidae
Gene: TRIOBP
Product: TRIO and F-actin binding protein
Exons: 22
Coding region: 4-6483 (2159 amino acids)
Biological process (GO): positive regulation of substrate adhesion-dependent cell spreading; actin filament organization
Cellular component (GO): actin cytoskeleton
Molecular function (GO): actin filament binding
Source: RefSeq, a predicted model, not a curated record